Molecule: messenger RNA, 3363 nt
Organism: Hevea brasiliensis (rubber tree)
Lineage: Eukaryota; Viridiplantae; Streptophyta; Magnoliopsida; Malpighiales; Euphorbiaceae
Product: scarecrow-like protein 14
Exons: 1
Coding region: 709-3108 (799 amino acids)
Biological process (GO): regulation of DNA-templated transcription
Cellular component (GO): nucleus
Molecular function (GO): sequence-specific DNA binding; DNA-binding transcription factor activity
Source: RefSeq, a predicted model, not a curated record
UAUUUUUAGGACCAUGUCUAUGUAGAGAAAUGGACACACAAAUUCUCUUUUAUUUAUAAAAGCUAAAGAACACGUCCCUUACUCCCUUACUAUAAUGCUUUUUACCCUUUGGCUUAGUUUUCUCUGUGUUUCCUUUUCUCAGGUAUGCUGAUCCUCUUCAGUUUUCUCAGUUUUUAGGUUCUUCCUUUAAUCAUUUUGACCGCUUUUUUGGCCCGUUUAAUUAAGGUUAGUAGCUAGAUUAAUGGGUUUUCAUGGUUCUUAGAGCUUCAUUCUGUUUAGCUUUUAACAUUUGGUCCUGCAUCUGCUUUAAUAUCCGUCUCUGUUAGCUUCGAGUAGUGUAGUUUUGUAAGUUUUAGAUGUAAAGCUGGGAUUGCUUGCUAGUUGGGUAAAAGAUAAAGAUCCCAAUUUAAUUGGUUUAUGGAUAUCUUGAUGUCUCUCCGUAGUGUUUUACAGUUUGGUUUUGGUUUGCAAAUCUGUAGCUUUCCAACCUUGCCUUACGUUGUGGUAUAGAUAGUUGAAUGUUAGAUGUUGAAUAAUUUAUGGGUAUUUUGAUGUUUCUUGACUGCUUAAGUGAUUAAAAGUUAGGUUUUUUUGGUCUGCAAAAUUAUAGCUUUUGAAGUUUCUUGUCCUUAAACAGCUCAUAGUUGAGUUAGUGGAGAGCAAUCAGUUCAAAUUUGGAUUUUCAUUUGUUAGGGUUAGGGUUUUAAGAUGGGAACGGAUUCUCGUUUCUCUGGAACCUCUGGUUUCAAAUUUGAGAAUGAGAUUGUUUUCCCUGAUCCAGAUCAGUAUUCAAUCCCUGAUCCAGAUCAGUAUCCAAACUCUACAAACAGGUUCAAAUUCAACGACCUCUCUUUUGAUAUGGACUUCGACCCUGUAGACAGGUCACUUAGUUUGCCUGACCUAGAUCCCAGCAAGUCUGCUCUGUCAUCCAUCACGAGUGCAGAUGGAGACUCACCUUCUGACGAUAAUGAUUUCUCAGAGACUGUCCUCAAGUACAUAAGCCAGAUGCUUAUGGAGGAGGACAUGGAAGAGAAACCAUGCAUGUUCCAUGAUCCUUUGGCUCUUCAAGCUGCAGAGAAAUCCCUGUAUGAAGUUCUUGGCGAGAAGAACCUGUCUUCACCCAAUCAAUCCUCCUCCUAUGGUGACCAAUUUUUAGUUGAUAGCCCAGAUGAUGGGUUUUUGAGUAGUUUCAGUGAUAGUAGUUCUGGUUCUAAUGCUGGCAUUUCAGUUGAACGUCGAUGGAAUGGUGAAUUUGGGGAAUUUAAACCAUCGUUUAUGCAAACACCUCUUCCUACUAAUUUCAUUUUCAAAUCUACUGCAAACUCCAGUUCACAAGAGCCGAUCAAAUUGCAAAAUGUUUUAGCAGGAAACGGUAAUGAUGUGAUGGGUCCUUCUAUUGGUAAGAUUAUAUUGCCAAAUUUGUUCAGUGAGAGUGAAUUACAAAAUGGGUUAGCAAGAAAUGGUAAUGAUUUGAUGGGGUCCUCAUUUGGUAAGAUAAUGGUGUCAAAUCCAUUCAGUGAGAGUGAAUUGGUAUUGCAGUUCCAGAAAGGUGUAGAGGAAGCUAGUAAGUUCCUUCCUAAGGUUAAUCAAUUGCUUGUUGAUUUGGAGACUGUAUCGAUGCCAGAGGUGAAGGAAAAAGGUUCAAAGGUGACAGUGAAGGUAGAGAAGGAGGAAAGGGAGUAUUUUCCUAAUUUGAUUAAAGGAAAGAAGAAUCAUGAUCGAGAUGAUGAAGAUUUGCAGGAAGAAAGGAGUAACAAACAGUCUGCAGUUUAUGCAGAUGAAAGUGAACUAGCAGAGAUGUUUGAUAAGGUGUUAGUGUGUACUGGGGAAGAAUGUGGACGUCCUCCAUGUAUCCAAAAUGACGCCUCACAGGGUCGACCAAGCAAAACAUUGCAUCAGAAUGAGCAAACAAAUGGAUCUAAUUCUAAUGGUGGCAGCAAGAGUCGGGCUAAGAGACAAGGAAAUACAAAGGAAGUAGUUGAUUUGAGGACCCUUCUCAUUCUUUGUGCACAAGCUGUGUCUGCUGAUGACUGCAGGACUGCUAAUGAGCUACUAAAGCAGAUCAGGCAGCAUUCUUCACCUUUUGGUAAUGGGACUCAAAGAUUAGCUAAUUGCUUUGCCAAUGGCCUUGAAGCACGUUUGGCUGGCACUGGAACUCAGAUCUAUACUGCUCUGUCUUCUGAAAAGGCUUCAGCUGCAGAUAUGUUGAAAGCUUACCACGCCUACAUUUCUGCCUGUCCGUUUAAGAAGAUUGCAAUCAUCUUUGCAAACCUUAGUAUUUUAUCUGCUGCUAAGGAAGUAACAACACUUCAUAUAAUAGACUUUGGUAUAUUAUAUGGUUUCCAGUGGCCUGGUCUUAUUUAUCACCUCUCAAAAAGAGCUGGUGGGCCUCCAAAGCUGCGUAUUACAGGGAUAGAGCUUCCGCAAAGUGGUUUCCGCCCUGCAGAGAGUGUCCAAGAGACUGGCCGCCGCUUGGCAAAAUACUGUGAGCUCCAUAAUGUUCCAUUCGAAUACAAUGCCAUAGCAAAGAAAUGGGAGACUGUUCAAGUUGAUGACCUUAAGAUUAGUAGUGACGAAUUUGUUGCUGUGAAUUGUCUUUUCCGAUUUAGGAACCUACUUGAUGAGACAGUUGUGGUUAACAGUCCCAGGAAUACUGUUCUAAACUUAAUCAGUAAGAUAAAUCCUGAUAUAUUUGUCCAUGCCAUUGUAAAUGGGUCCUAUAGUGCCCCCUUUUUUGUCACAAGGUUCCGGGAGGCUCUUUUCCACUUCUCUGCAUUGCUUGAUAUGUUUGAUGUUAAUAUGUCCCGUGAAGACCAAAUGAGGUUGAAGUUUGAGAAAGAGUUCUAUGGUCGGGAAGCUUUGAAUGUCAUAGCAUGUGAGGGCUCAGAAAGAGUCGAGAGACCAGAGACAUACAAGCAAUGGCAUGUUCGAAAUAUGAGAGCUGGGUUGAAACAACUUCCCUUGAAUCCUCAAGUACUGAACAAAUUGAAGUGUAAGGUGAAGACAGGAUACCAUGAAGAUUUUGUUGUAGAUCAAGAUGGGCAAUGGCUGCUGCAGGGAUGGAAGGGACGGAUUCUUUAUGCAUCAUCUGCAUGGAUUCCUGCAUAGGAACAUCAUAGUUUGUUUCUUAGGGCACACUCCCAGCACUAGGCAGGCGGCAGUAUUUUCGUAGUUUAAGCUGCCUAAGAUGAAGGAGAGAGCCAGAGGUGGACCUGGUAUCUCUAUUUGAUUGUACUAAUAGAACUUUGAAUAUUAUUAGCUUAUAACUCAGCAGAUGACAUGUUACAUAAUUAGGCAAAGCCCUUUGCUCAUGGAUGUGAUUGUGAUGUUGUCAAUAUAAUUUUUUCUUUGUUCUUUUGUGAA